Messenger RNA from Porites lobata, 528 nucleotides. Lineage: Eukaryota; Metazoa; Cnidaria; Anthozoa; Scleractinia; Poritidae. The record is from the annotation of a GenBank genome assembly.
AUGUUUAAGGCCAUGUGUGCUAUGGCAUUUUUUGCAUUUCUUCGUAUUGGUGAAAUCACAGUGUCAAAGCGAGACAGCGUCAAUGGUAACCUUUUACAACUGGAUCAAGUUUCUAAAAAACAUAGUGGGAAUGGCAAUGUGGUUUCCUUGAUAAUUACAUUCACAAGCUAUAAACAUAAUUACAAUCAAAAUCCUUUUUCUAUAGUUUUGAAUAGACAACCUAAAGCAUGUCCCUUUCAAUCAUUCUUGGAUUGUGUUUCUGUUCGUGGCAUAGUACAUGGCCCACUUUUUAUUAAUCACGAUGGGUCCCCAGUUUUAAGAAGCGAGUUUAGUAAAAUGCUUGGCUCAGUUAUUCCGCUAUGCAACUUAGAUCCCAACAGAUAUAAAGCACACAGCUUUAGGAUUGGUGCUGCUACUUAUGCGGCUGAACAAGGGGUUUCCGAUGACAAGAUUAGGCUCUUGGGUAGAUGGAAAUCUGAUGCUUUCAAAAAGUAUACUAGAAUAACCUCUCAAGAAUCUGUUUCGUAA